Messenger RNA from Eurytemora carolleeae, 1438 nucleotides. It is a transcript of the gene CSN4, whose product is annotated as COP9 signalosome complex subunit 4-like. Lineage: Eukaryota; Metazoa; Arthropoda; Copepoda; Calanoida; Temoridae. Bases 80 to 1297 code for a protein of 405 amino acids. The record is from RefSeq and is a predicted model, not a curated record. The transcript is spliced from 14 exons. Gene Ontology annotation, cellular component: cytosol; COP9 signalosome.
GAUUUUCGUUUUCAGCCUUUUAACGAUGUACUAACAACUAUUCUUGUACAAAACUAAUUUAACUAUUUUUGCAGGCAAAAUGUCGCAAUACCGCGCACAAUUGUUAAAUCUUGCCUCGACAAAUGGUUCCCACAAGGACAUCUCGGAGAAGUUUCGUGAAAUUCUGGAUAAUAUUCUUAACCUAGGGGAGGAUGAACUUGUUGAGGGACUAAAGGCGUUCAUUGAAGCGAUUGUAAACGAGAAUGUAUCUCUGGUGAUAUCAAGGCAACUACUUACAGAGAUUUGCACGAUUCUGGUAAAAUUGGAGGAUUGUGUAUCAAAGGCUGUAUCCCACUAUACAUUAGAUAUUGUAGCUCCCAGGGUCAUCUCAUUUGAAGAUCAGGUUGGUUCUAUCCGUCAGCAUCUUGCAGAUAUAUUUGAGAGAGAACAAAACUGGAAACAAGCUGCUCAAACACUGGUUGGAAUCCCCCUUGAGACUGGUCAGAAACAGUACAGUGUAGAUUAUAAACUGGAGACAUACCUCAAGAUAUCCAGGUUGUAUUUAGAGGAUGAGGAUCAUGUCCAAGGAGAGAUUUUUAUAAACAGAGCAGCAUCUCUUCAAAACCAAACUAAAAACGAAGAACUUCUCAUUGUUUAUAAGGUGUGUCAAGGACGAGUUCUGGACUAUAAAAGGAAGUUUAUUGAAGCUGCUUCAAGAUAUAACGAACUAUCCUAUAAAACUGCAAUCCAUGACAGUGAGCGUAUGACGGCUUUGAGAAAUGCUGCUAUUUGUACUAUUCUCGCCGCUGCAGGACAGCAGAGAAGCCGUAUGCUGGCAACACUAUACAAGGAUGAGAGGGUACAACAGUUGUCUUGUUUCAAUAUUCUGGAGAAGAUGUACCUGGACCGACUUAUCAAAAGAACUGAGUUGGUUGAGUUUGAUGCAAUGCUUCAGACUCAUCAGAAAGCAACGAUGUCUGAUGGUUCAACUAUACUUGAGCAUGCUGUUAUAGAACAUAAUCUACUUGCAGCAUCUAAACUUUACAAUAACAUCACAUUCAGCGGUCUAGGAGCUCUUCUAGAGAUCCCACCGGAGAAGGCUGAGAGGAUUGCAAGUAAAAUGAUCACUGAGGAGAGACUGGUGGGACACAUUGAUCAGAUAGAUUCUACCCUGCACUUCGAAACCAGGGAGAUACUUGAGUCCUGGGACAAACAGAUUCAAUCAUUGUGUUUCCAGGUGAACAAUGUGCUGGAUAAGAUUGGAGCUGUGGAACCGGAGUGGGUCGAUAAAACUUUAGAAUCUCUGAUGGUCUCAUAAAAACAACUCCAAUCAUCCUGUUUGAGAACCAGAAUCCUUCAUUGAAACUAAACCAUCAGCCUGUGGCAAAAUGCGGGAAAACUUGCCUUAAAUUCGAUGUAUUUGAAAAUCCGUGAAAUGAAUGUUAAAAUAUUUCAGAAA